Messenger RNA from Anopheles stephensi (Asian malaria mosquito), 1820 nucleotides. Its product is annotated as MKI67 FHA domain-interacting nucleolar phosphoprotein. Gene Ontology annotation, cellular component: nucleolus. Gene Ontology annotation, molecular function: RNA binding. The coding region runs from base 93 to 1604 and encodes 503 amino acids. Gene Ontology annotation, biological process: maturation of LSU-rRNA from tricistronic rRNA transcript (SSU-rRNA, 5.8S rRNA, LSU-rRNA). The transcript has 2 exons. Lineage: Eukaryota; Metazoa; Arthropoda; Insecta; Diptera; Culicidae. The record is from RefSeq and is a predicted model, not a curated record.
CUGUCAACGUACCAUGUGAAACACGCGCUCGGACAAAACAACGUCGGUAUUUCGCGCAUGGUGUUAACGAAAUCAGUUUCAAGUGCAAAAUAAUGGUUAAAGUAGCUGCCAAAAAAGGUGCGGCAACACCUAGUGUGGGUGCAACAAAAUCACCGGCCUCUGUAAAGAAAGCAGGUGGUGCAAAACCAGAAGGAUUGAGGAAAAGAAAAAGGACGAAAAAGACCAGCAAGCGAGGCGGAAAAAACAGACAUGGUGGUAUCGUUUUCAUCAAGCACCUGCCGAAAGGGUUCGACGAGGAUGCGUUGUCGCAAUUCUUCAGCCAGUUCGGUGAAGUGUCGAAGGUGUGUGUUGCCCGAUCGAAGGCAACGCACCAGGUACAAGGGUACGGGUACGUGCAGUUCAAAUUCUACGAGGUAGCGGAAAUUGCAGCCAGCGCCGUGAACAACUACAUGCUGUUUGGGCGUGUGCUAAAGACGAGCGUUCUGCCCAGGGAGAUGAGACAAGUGCCUCGCAACUUUGGCCGUGUGUUCAAAUCUGAGGCGGGCUGUGUGGCCUUCCAUCAGCAGCGGUUGGAGCGUCGGGUGACGAACAUAAACAAGCCCCUAGGACACCAGAACGCUCGUGAGCGAUGCUUGAAGCAACUCGGUCGUAUGAAGCGUGCGGAACAGGUGUUGCGCGAUGCGGGACUCGAGGUGCCGGAGAUGCAAAACUGCCUGUCGAAGCUGAAGGAACAAGUAGGCUUACUGAAGGGAGCGGUUCGGGAAGAUUUGGAGAAAAGAGCUACGGCUGUUGCGGAUGCUGCUGCUGCGAAGGUUGCUGCUGCUAACACUGCUACAACUACUGAUAAAGCUGCUAAAACUGAAGUUGCUGCUGCUGUUGGUGCAUCGGAAGCAGCGAACAAAAAGGCGGAAACCACCGAUGAACAGGGAAAGGACAAUGAUAACGACGACGACGAUGAUGGUGAUGACGAGGAACUCCAGCAAAUGUCAUGCGAUUGGAAAACGGUAGGAAAGACAAAAACUACCAAUGAAAAAGAAGAUGAAGCAAUCCAAAAGGAAAAGGCAAUCAAACAGGCACAAGCGACAGUGAAGAAGCUCGCUGAAGGAACCAUUAAAACACCUGAAUUGAACACAAGCAAGCAGCAGAAGCAGAAGCAAGGUGGCAAUCAGCAGAAGCAGAAGCAAGGUGGCAAGCAGCAGAAGCAGAAGCAAGGUGGCAAGCAGCAAGUACCUUCAACGGAGAACGCGGAACAGAAAAAGAAGCAAACGACGAACAAGCUAGCAAACCAGCAGCAAAAGCAGACUAAACAAACUAAACAAUCUUUGCUGGAAAAGAAGCAGCAAAGCAAAGAGAAGAAGAAGGUCGUACAGGAGAAAACACAACCCCAAAAGGAAAAACCUUCGUUGGCGGGCAAGAAGCAAAGCGAGAAAAAGCUGCCCGUAGCUUCGGUGGAGAAAAAGCAAGCGAAAAAGGAGAAGCAGUCUACGUUUGCGAAGAAGCAAACGGUCGAGUCGCCUGUAGCGACGACUUCGCCGAAAGUAAAACGUAAGCUUUCCAUGAAAGACGCACCGAAGCCUGCUAAGAUGGUUCGAAAGGUGAAGUAAUGGCCAGGUGCAGGUCAUGAAAGCCGGGGAAACCCAUACGGCCCCGGGUGUAGUUGUGUAAGAAAAACGUCUAGUAAGUUCCGGCCGAGACUGGGGCCAGUGAACGGUUGCUUGGAAACGAGUGGUACCUAGAUGUAAAGUACGUUAAAAAGGAUUAAAGUGCGGAUGUGUCCGUUUGAAUUUUUUUCUGAAUAAAUAUUAAUUUGUACAACCGUA